AUGAUACUUCCUUGGCUUGAUGGAUAUGGCAUUGAAUCCAUCUUUGGUCAAAACGUCAUCACCGAAAAGCCCAACUUUGCUGUUCCUUGUCAGAUAAAUCGUGAUUCUCCAGCGCCCUUAGUGAAGGGCUCCAGAGUGGUUCCUAACAAGUUCAUUGUUGUUUUCAAAGAUGAUGUCACCGAUGCCGACUUCGCCUCUCAGAAGUCGUGGAUAACCUCGCUCGUCGGUUCCAUAAUGAACGAAGAAAGCAAGGCGCUCUCAUUCUUCCAACUUCCCUCCUUGCAGGGCUUGCUGGGCUAUUUUAACGAUGACGUCUUGAAGAUGAUCCAGGAGAGCCCUCACGUCAAGUAUGUGGAGGAGGACGGCAUCAUUAAUCUUUACGGCACCGAAGUUCAGGAGGACUCCACUUGGGGUAUUUCCAGAAUCUCUUCCCGUAAGAGCGACCAUAUUUUGAACUCUUAUACCCACGAUCCUUCUGGUGGCGAGGGCGUCACUGCUUAUGUCGUGGACACCGGCGUCAAGGUUUCCGAUGCUGAUUUCGAAGGACGUGCUGUGUAUGGCCAAGCAGUGGCAUUCCCUCACUUGGAGGUAGAUUUUCAUGGCCACGGCUCGCACGUGGCAGGAACAAUUGGCUCUAAGACAUGGGGUAUUGCCAAGCUGGUGGAAAUUGUCGCAGUGGGUGUGUUGGGCCCGAUGGGCACAGGGUCAACCACUGACGUCAUCAAAGGUAUUGAAUUUGUAGUUCAGGACCAUCAUAAGAAGAUUCAAGAGAAGAAAAAGGGCUUCAAGGGCUCUAUCAUGAACCUAUCCCUUGGAGGUGGUGCUAGUGACGCUUUGGACGCUGCUAUCAACGCCGCCGUGAAGUCAGGCAUACAUGUGGUGGUUGCUGCCGGUAAUGAUAAUGCUGACGCUUGCGAGUACUCUCCUGCCAGAGCCAGUGGUCCAAUCACCGUUGGUGCUAUUGACAGGUUAGACAGUAAGUGGUCUUCUUCCAACUAUGGUAAAUGCGUGGACAUUCACGCUCCUGGUGUUGAAAUUGAAUCUAUCGGACUCUCUUCUAAUCCUGUUAUCAUGUCUGGUACUUCCAUGGCAUCUCCGCAUGUGGCUGGUGUUGCCUCUUACUUGUUGUCUUUGCAGCCGGGUUCGGGCUCCGAAUUUAACAGCAACCUCAUCAAGCCUGCUGAGUUCAAGAAGAGACUUAUCAAUUACGGUACGGAGGAUGUCAUUCACGGCCUCGGCGAUGACACUGUGAAUAUCCUUGCCUACAACGGUGGAAACAAGCCACUCGAGAUUUGGAACUAA
This is a messenger RNA of Candidozyma duobushaemuli, 1302 nucleotides long. Its product is annotated as S8 family peptidase. Gene Ontology annotation, biological process: proteolysis. The record is from RefSeq and is a predicted model, not a curated record. Lineage: Eukaryota; Fungi; Ascomycota; Pichiomycetes; Serinales; Metschnikowiaceae. Gene Ontology annotation, molecular function: serine-type endopeptidase activity. The coding region runs from base 1 to 1302 and encodes 433 amino acids. The transcript has a single exon.